Rotaria sp. Silwood2 is the source of this 906-nucleotide messenger RNA. The record is from the annotation of a GenBank genome assembly. NCBI's taxonomy places the organism in Eukaryota, Metazoa, Rotifera, Eurotatoria, Philodinida, Philodinidae.
AUGGGCUUCGAUAUUCAACGAUUUCCUAAUGGCGUUGAUGAAGAAUUAAUUUGUGCUAUUUGUGGUGGUGUUCUUCAAGAUCCUCUUCAAGCUCCAACAUGUGAACAUGCUUUUUGUCAAAUUUGUAUUAAUGAGUGGCUUUCCCGUGUACAAACAUGUCCUAUCGAUCGAAUAUCAAUGGAAUCAGAUCAAUUAAAACCAGUGCCACGUAUACUUAAAAAUUUACUUAGUCGUUUAAAUAUAACAUGUGAAAACGAAGGUUGUACAGCAAUAGUCAAAUUAGAUAGACUUCCUAAUCAUUUAGCUGAAUGUGAUUUUAAUCCAAAGAAAUUAAUUGAAUGUGAAAAUGGUUGUGGAAUGAUGAUAUCUAAAGAUAAUGCCACAGACCAUAAUUGUAUCCAAGCAUUAAAAAAUGAACUUGAUAUUGUUAAAAAUGAAUUACAAAAAUGUAGAACUGAUAUGGAUUUAUAUAAGACAGAAGAAUUUAUUCGUGUUCUUCGUCUUAAUAAUCCAACAAUAUCACGUGUUUAUGAACGUGUAGAAAAUGAUGAAAUAUUACGAUGGUCAGGUGGUUUACAAUUAGCUCGUGUAACACGUUGGGGUGGAAUGAUAUCAACUCCAGAUGCUGUUUUACAAGCAGUUAUUAAACGUGCUCUGCUCGAAAGUGGUUGUCCAAUUAAUAUAACGAACGAUCUUAUGGAAAAUGCUCAUGAAAGACAUUGGCCACAAGGACUUUCAACACUAGAAACUCGACAAUUGAAUAGACGACAUUAUGAAAGUUAUGUUUGUCGACGUAUUGUUGGUAAACAAGCUGUUGUUGUACUUGGUUGUGAUAAUCGACAUAUGGACCAAUUAAUGAUUGCUGAACCAGGCAUUGUCAUGAUAUUUGCACACGGAGUUGAAUAA